AAGUAAUGCAGAUGUACGCAGGUGAUGAUAAAAUUUAUACAGGUUGGUUUUUGUGAUGUCAAUAUUUAUAUAUAUUUUCUCAAGGACUGUAAAAUAUGUUACUAUUUACAUGUUAUACGUGAUGACUCACGUGCAAUAAGUACCGAUCAAUCAACAGUAUCUAGAUGUUUUUCAAACCCACAGCUUGUUUCCUUUUGUACUACCAUCCACCUGACAGGUGUUGAAUUACUGUGCGAGUUACUCAACAGUUUCAACCAUAAAAAAAUGUCAGACCCACAGAGGACUCCCUUGAACGCAGGAAACUUCCGGAAAAAAUAUACAGAGUCUGUAAAAACGGAAAAAGAUAAUGUACUCGAGAAAGGGACUCUGUCUUUGGCUCAGAAACUGGAGUUAAGACUUGACUUGAUGACGUGUAGACGUCGGGUAGUAGACAUGGAAUUCGCCCUGGCGAUGAUUGGGAUCAUCCUGAUGGUUUUUGAGGCGGAGUUGUACAUUAACCAGAAAAUCUCCAAACUCGGCUUUUAUUCUCUCAUGCUGAAGUGUUUAAUCUCGUUGUUUACGGUGUUUCUCCUGAUUUUUAUUUGUGCAGAAUAUUAUGUUUCUGCAAAAAUCAGAGCGCUGGAUUCAAACAUCCAAAGCGUUCUGUCGGUGAUGACAUUUCGUCAGUGGAUGUAUUUAGUUUUAGAAUUAGUCGUCUGCUCCAUCCACCCGUUUCCUGGAAAUAUCAAGUUUGAAUAUUCUUCAACGCAAGGUGUUAUCCAUUCCGUGAGCAUUGAUGCGAUCCUGUCCAUAGUGAUGCUGGGCCGCUUAUAUCUCGUUUGUCAUUUUGCAGUGGUCCAUAGCAAUAUGGUGACGGACACCUUUAUUUACAGCAUUGGAAUGAUAAGCAAAACAAAAAUAAACACCACUUUUGUGAUCAAAGCUCUGAUCAGCAAGAGGCCAGGGUUCCUCCUCAUAGUUGUUAUGGUAACCACGGUCAUUGUGAAUACUUGGGCCUACAGAGCGUGCGAGUUGUAUUUUGACCGGAACAAGUACAAGAAGAACUCCAUCUUUGAAUCCCUGUGGAUCAUUACGAUGGUGUUUUUGUCUUCGGACCACGGUGAUGUUUUGCCGGAGAGCUACUGUGGUAGGUUUGUUGCUGUCGUGACCGCUGUCAUGGGAUUAAUCACUUCUUCUCUUUUAAUUGCAAUAAUAGCACAGCAAAUCGAACACACCCGAAGCGAGAAACACGUGUUUGCCUUUGCGUCACGUGUUCAAACUUCUUGCAAAAAGAAAUCCGCCGCUGCGGACGCCAUAAAAUCGUUCUUUAAGUUAACUGUUUUGAUAAAGUCUGGCAAAGCAGGUUAUCGUGAAAUUUCCAGACUUAAGGAUAAGGUGAAACAGAGCCUGAAGGUGAUGAGGACGACGAGGGAGGAGAUGAUGGACAUCUAUGACGACACAGUGGGCGUGGUCGAUGUGGCGGAGGUCACGUGGCGUGUUGAACAGAGAGUCAGUGUUCUCGAAAGUAGAUUUAAUUCAUUGGAGGAGAAAAUAGAUUUAAUAUUGUCAAAACUUGAAAGAUAGUCCAACGCCUCUUUUUUAUAGAUUAACAUCGAACUACGGAUAUGGAUUGCGAGUACGAUGUAAUUGGCAUGAGGAUUGAUAUUAUUCAUGUAUUUUGUUAUUAAAUUAACUGUAAAAAGUGCGUUAAACCUCUGUAACAACAAUACGUAUGUGUGCAAAUAAUUGAUUUUUUACGUGUACCGAUUGUUAUACAUGACUGUAUACCAUUAUCAUAAUACUAUGUAACGUUUUUUCCCUGCAUUUAUCAUAACGCUCGUUAUAAAACGUUACUUUGUUCAGAGAAACUUGUUUCAAUGGUUAUUUAUGGGCAUUAAGCUACAUGUGUCCGAUAUUUUUCAAUAAAAAUUAAUAGUUUAGUAGCAAGGGGACACAAUCUAAUCAAAAUUAAAUGUGUUUGGCCCCGUUAUACUACUACCAUGGUUAAGUCACGGUACAUCAAAUUUUAAUUAGAAGGACAAGUAGUCUUCGAAUUGCUAUUUACA
This is a messenger RNA of Magallana angulata, 2045 nucleotides long. RefSeq names its product small conductance calcium-activated potassium channel protein 2-like. Gene Ontology annotation, biological process: potassium ion transmembrane transport. Gene Ontology annotation, cellular component: neuron projection; plasma membrane; neuronal cell body. Lineage: Eukaryota; Metazoa; Mollusca; Bivalvia; Ostreida; Ostreidae. Bases 25 to 1563 code for a protein of 512 amino acids. Gene Ontology annotation, molecular function: calmodulin binding; small conductance calcium-activated potassium channel activity. The transcript has a single exon. The record is from RefSeq and is a predicted model, not a curated record.